This is a messenger RNA of Seminavis robusta, 3144 nucleotides long. The record is from the annotation of a GenBank genome assembly. Lineage: Eukaryota; Bacillariophyta; Bacillariophyceae; Naviculales; Naviculaceae.
AUGGAUAUUCCCUCAUCACAGUGUGAAGGUAACCGGGAGCAAUUACGUCAAGCUCUGAUCCAAGGUUUCCAAGACACCACACCCGCAGAGCGCAAUAAUGUCAAGCCUCAAGCAGCGAGCAAUAAGAAGACAUUGUUUGAACCGCGAAACGGCGGUCUCUUUGCUCUCUCCACGGACGCACAAGAAGGAGAGGAUGAGUCGUCCGACUCGGCAGAAGUAGCCACGCCUCCCGAAAGCGAUCAUGAGGAUAACACCGAGACGAACCGACGAAUGAGAAGAGAUUCUCUGUUUGUGGUGGGUGCUGCCACCGAAACAGUCCCCCUCGCUGACGUUGAUGCUGUGGAGGGUAUGUUCCGAAAGGCGUCCGCCGUGGCGACCUUCGUUUGGUUAGUGUUGGUGGCUGCCACUUUGCUACUGUAUUACCUCAAGCCAGAGGGCAUCACCCUUGUGGAUGACUACGAUGAUGAUGGCACAGAUCGGUUGGUGGCAAGGACAGGUACACUCGUACUUCUAGUCUCGACAACGCUGCAAAUGACUCCGGUUAUCAUGAUGCGAGUUCGUAGCUCCCCACAUUUCCAACAACCGCAUCACCAAGAGUACCAAGACACUUCAGUUUCCGGAAUCAUGGUGGCCGCACUGACCAUCCUUAUGAUCUCCCUAGUUACCAAUGCUCUUUUGGGAUGGGGACCCCGAGCUGUUCUCAUUGACCCUAUGACGGGAUCUCGCGUUUUCAUGUUCCGGUGGUGUGAAUGGAUUCCACUCAGUGGAUUGAUGACGCUCCUCUCAGAAUCGGCCGACCUGUCUACCAAAAAAGAUGCUUGGAAGUAUCCCAUCAGGGUCUCCAUUUUUCAGGUUCUCUCCACGGCAUGCGGUAUAAUAAUGCCAUUGUGUCAAAGUUCUGCGCAAUGGAACUUUGUCAUGUUUGUCAGCUGUGCCCUCUUUGCGGCUCUUUUCCCCAGAGUUUCGGCGCGACGAAAGGCAUUCUUCCAAACUCCCCGAGGGCGCACAGUUUUGGAACGAGAAUACUACGAUCGACGCAGAUUCGCGUAUGGACUCAUGUCGUGCUGCGCCUUUUUCUGGUCCAACCUGGUAGCAAUGUAUUUUGUGAAUGCGGCGAUUCACUUCUUUUAUCCACCAGGUCAUUGGUUGAGGUUUCCAGCGUUGGCCAUGGCUUGUGAUACAUUUGCUGAUAUUCUCGCAAAGGUUGUCUACACGCGGAUCCUGGUCGAGGGACAUCUCAUUGUGUUUGCGUCGGAUUUGCGGAUGGUACGAAAGUUGAAUGAGUUGAAGCAACUCAUGUCCAUGCUAUGGAUCUCGAGCUCGGAUGUUAUUGUGAUUUCCACCAGACACUCCAAGAAUCGAAACGCGACAAUGCUGUCACCUAGCUUUCUGGCACUUGUCGGCGCCAAGCCACCUACAAUCCAUUCAAACUCCACCAACGAAGUCAGUGCGAGCUCUUCUUCCAACGAACUGAAACAAUCUCUUGCUCUUGUGUUGGAAACGGACCACGGCCGAGUCAAGUCCGCUUAUUACGUUGAUACUGGAAGCAUUUCAGGAGAACCAUACCCGGAACGUAUCGACCAGAGCAAGAUUCCUCUGGCAUACGAAGACUUGGAAAACAGUGCUGUCCUCCAAGCACUGCGAAUUACCAAUGCCGCGUGGAGCUCGCGACACUCGGACGAACCUCUUCGAGCAUUGUCCAUCACUCACUCCGAUGAAACUCGGGACGACACAAAGGUCAUGUGUGAAAUGAAAGUCUCGCGACACACAGAGGAGACAGCAGUGGCAAUUGUCCGCGAUGUUACCGAACGAUAUCGCAGAUUCGAAGCGGAAAGUCGAGCUCACGAGGAACAGAUUGCUCGCCAAAGAGACAUGCACACAGCAAAUCGAUUCACCCGGCACGAAGUCAAGAAUGGUUUGCUAUCAGGAAUUGAGCUAUGCCGCACUUUGGGACAAAGCCUCAAGGAGCUUCAGAAAAUUCUACAACAUAAUGGCUGUGGCACCGAUUACCUAGAUGCCUUGAAACAGAGCUCAGCUCACCUCGACGAGAUGGCAAUGAAAUCUCUCAUGGACCUGGAUGGUACACUCCAUGGCGUGCUCGAGACAGUCCUGGCCGAGGUUAUGGCAAGAGAGGUUGUGCACGGGGUGUACAAGCCGAGACUGGAGGAAUUGGAUGUCCCCUCCACGUUGGUAUCGGGCUUGGGCAUGAACAAGGACAGGAUACCCAUUAUUAUUGAAGGUGGCAGUAUGCCGAAGCUGCUAAUGGAUGCUCAGCUUGUUGGCCAUAUUCACCGAAAUGCUGUUAGCAACGCCCUCAAAUAUGGAGCUCAAGGCGGGCUAGUCAAAACCUUUGUGGGUUUUGAUGUUUCCAAGAAGGAGUUCAGGAUGGAGGUUACGAACGAGCCCGGCGAAGGCCAUGCGACGCUAUUGGGUAUGGGCGCAGCAGCCUCCGAGUUUGUCUUUGCCCAAGGUGUUCGUCUCCAGCCUCACAUGAAAGGCCAGACCGAGAAACUCGACUCAUCUGGGGAUGGAGCAUGGAUCAUGCAGAAGUGUGCCAGCACAAUGAAGGGGAUGUGCCACAUACACUUUACGGAAGGCUCGACAAGGUUCACGUUUGAGUGUCCAGCAGUUCCAGUGGCACCGAACAGUCAACCAAUGCACACCGAUUUUGUCGUACCGGACAAUGUUUGGGCCAUAGGGAUUGAUGAUUCCAAGAUCCAGCGCAAGCUGAUGACUCGAAUUUUCGGGCACGUGGGAGUGCCCACCUCGAGGCAACUGUUGCUUGGUGAGACUCCUGAAGACGUGAUUGAAUUCGAGUCGACACUGAACAAUCUCAUGGAACAGAAUCCAGGGGACAAGUUCUUGGUAAUUGUGGACGAGCACUUGGACUACGACAAUGUUGCAUGCAAUCAGCACGAUGGAAUCUAUUCUGGUUCCUUGAUAAUGAAGCGCGCCAUCGAACACAUGCCCAAAGCUUACUUGUCGAGAAGUCUGAUCCUGAUGCGUUCAGCCAAUGACUCCGCUGUUGACAUUGCCCUGUACACCCAACGAACUCAUGGCUACUUCCCCAAGGCCAUCAUGCAGAAGAACCGAACCCGACAAAUCUUGGCACCUCUGUGGCAGGAGCGCUUUGCUGAGGAGUAA